This is a messenger RNA of Mus caroli (Ryukyu mouse), 2762 nucleotides long. RefSeq names its product phospholipase A2 group XV (gene Pla2g15). The record is from RefSeq and is a predicted model, not a curated record. Lineage: Eukaryota; Metazoa; Chordata; Mammalia; Rodentia; Muridae. Gene Ontology annotation, biological process: lipid metabolic process.
UUAGUAAGAGGCGGGUCUUAAUUGACUGGUAUCUGCGAGCGGUGGGGUUAACUAGCCGAGCUGCUGCCCGGGCCUAGGCACGAUCCCUAAUCUCUAAAGCAGCCUCUUGGACCUGCGACCACAGUCUUACGCCAUGGAUCGCCAUCUCUGCACCUGUCGCGAGACCCAGCUCCGGAGUGGCCUCCUGUUCCCCCUGUUUCUACUAAUGAUGCUGGCAGACCUGACGCUCCCGGCCCAACGUCACCCCCCGGUGGUGCUGGUGCCUGGUGAUUUGGGUAACCAGUUGGAAGCAAAGCUGGAUAAGCCAAAGGUUGUACACUACCUUUGCUCCAAGAAGACGGACAGCUACUUCACACUCUGGCUGAAUCUGGAACUGCUUCUGCCGGUUAUCAUUGACUGCUGGAUUGACAAUAUCAGGUUGGUUUACAACAGAACAUCUCGGGCCACCCAGUUUCCCGAUGGUGUGGACGUGCGUGUCCCUGGCUUUGGGGAAACAUUUUCUAUGGAAUUCCUAGACCCCAGCAAGAGGAAUGUGGGUUCCUAUUUCUACACUAUGGUGGAGAGCCUUGUGGGCUGGGGCUACACACGGGGUGAAGACGUUCGAGGUGCUCCGUAUGAUUGGCGGCGAGCCCCGAAUGAAAACGGGCCCUACUUCUUGGCCCUGCGAGAGAUGAUCGAGGAGAUGUACCAGAUGUAUGGGGGCCCCGUGGUGCUGGUCGCCCACAGCAUGGGCAACGUGUACAUGCUCUACUUUCUGCAGCGGCAGCCACAAGUCUGGAAGGACAAAUAUAUCCAUGCCUUCGUCUCACUGGGGGCGCCCUGGGGGGGCGUGGCCAAGACGCUGCGUGUCCUGGCCUCAGGAGACAACAAUCGCAUCCCCGUCAUUGGGCCACUGAAGAUCCGGGAACAGCAGCGAUCUGCCGUCUCCACCAGCUGGCUACUGCCGUACAACCACACUUGGUCACAUGAAAAGGUAUUUGUGUACACACCCACGACUAACUACACGCUCCGGGACUAUCACCGGUUCUUCCGGGACAUCGGUUUCGAAGAUGGCUGGUUCAUGCGGCAGGACACAGAAGGGCUGGUUGAAGCCAUGACGCCGCCCGGGGUGGAGCUGCACUGCUUGUAUGGCACUGGUGUUCCCACGCCAAACUCUUUCUACUACGAGAGCUUUCCUGAUCGGGACCCCAAAAUCUGCUUCGGCGAUGGUGACGGCACAGUGAACCUGGAGAGCGUCCUGCAGUGCCAAGCCUGGCAGAGCCGCCAAGAGCACAGAGUAUCAUUGCAGGAGCUGCCCGGAAGCGAGCACAUUGAGAUGCUAGCCAAUGCCACCACCUUGGCUUAUCUGAAACGUGUGCUUCUGGAACCUUGACGUCCUACGCCGGGCCGGGCUGCUGGAUGGCUGGACCACGGAGCUUUUCUUGGCCUCUGACUCUUUCACGGUCUACAAGCUUGGCAGAGUUUGUGACCAUCAUUCAAGGUCCUAAGUCCCAGGAGGCAUCUGCCUCAGAGGAAUGCUAUUUCUCAACCUUUCUUCUGUAGAAUGGCCAUGAAGAAGGCAGAAGUGAGUGUGGACAUUUGAAGGAGAGACUGCUGCUGCUGCUGCUGAAUUGUGACCUCACGCUGGCUCUGGAGGCUGGCUCGUUUGGCCCCUCACCCCAGUCCCUAACUUGGACCAUGCAAUCCUCUUAGCUCUCUGGUCUUUCUACUCUAGCUCACUGGGCCCUCCUAACCUUCCCUUUUGAGGGAUGUUAGUUACUGAGCUGAUGUCCUGCCAUGAAAGAUUCCAUAGAGAUCCCCGGGUGACCUUCCCACGCACUGGCCUCAGGUAGCCCUCUACACUGGCCACAGGUGGCUAGAGCUGCUGGCUUCCCUAUGACCUCACUGGUGGACAUUCUGAGUGUGGGGUCUCCUGGAGGCAGUCGGGUAAGCCCCUGCAGGCAGGCUAGUUGCUCGUAUUGUCUCCGUGAUCCCUCCAGGCUGGGUUCUUUACAGUCUGCUCCUACCUCUCAUUUAGCAGCAUCCUAGUUCUGGACUGGACAGCAGAGGACCUCUCAAUUCUUGGGGGCCAUGUCCUAGGAUUCCUGAUGUCCCAGCUUGUGACGGAGGUCCCAGUACUGAAGCUGGCUCUGUUGGUUCUGGGACCUGUAGUUUGGGGGGGGGGGGGCUUACUGCCUUCUUUGAAGGUUCUUAGGAAGAAAGUGAGCUCAAGCCACAGUUGCUUAGAGCUUCCCAUGAGUCACCUUCUUGAGAACUCUACCAUUAUGGUGCACCCCGCUGUGGGGUAUUUCUACUAUCCACUUGAGCUGGCACAGGGUUGAGAGGUGGUAGAGAUCCUGCCCAAAGCUACCACCAGGCAGCUGAAUGGGUUUUGGUUUGCAGGAAACAGUCCAGAGCUUUGAAAAGGCUCCCAAGAGAGCUAGGAAGAGAGUCCCAGCUAAGGGGGUGUUGUUUGUUUGUUUGUUUGUUUGUUUGCCCCAGGGAUGCCACAUGGUCUCUGUGUGACAGCAGGGAUGGGGAAUCUGGGACUGCCUUAGGGACAGUGUACCUGACUAUGGACUUGGGUCAGCUUUUAAGUUGGGGUCUCAAAACCACUUAGAGGCUGGACCACACUGCCUUCCCAUAUCAUUUCUGACGCUGGACUUCCCUUGUUAAGCACAUUCCUAUCAUCUGUCCCUCACCUGAGUGUUGGGACCCCCCACUUGGGGCCCUGAGCAAACUGUACCUCGAUUUUGGCAAUAAAAGUAUUCUGGAUGCUGUAA